Molecule: messenger RNA, 1191 nt
Organism: Amphimedon queenslandica
Lineage: Eukaryota; Metazoa; Porifera; Demospongiae; Haplosclerida; Niphatidae
Product: UDP-galactose translocator-like
Exons: 3
Coding region: 96-1112 (338 amino acids)
Biological process (GO): pyrimidine nucleotide-sugar transmembrane transport
Cellular component (GO): Golgi membrane
Molecular function (GO): pyrimidine nucleotide-sugar transmembrane transporter activity
Source: RefSeq, a predicted model, not a curated record
CUUGUUUAACAACUUCAACAAGACUUGUUCCCUCGCUUGUUGGUCCCAUGCUGUGUGUGUUGCUCCAGCAUUGCAGUACCUAAACCUAGUGCAGUAUGAAUAAAGAAAAGGCUGGGGGUCUAAAAUACGCCAGUUUAUUUAUCCUGACAAUACAGAAUGCAUUGCUGAUCCUCUCUAUGAGAUACUCUCGUAUUCAAGUUGGUGAGAUGUACAUCAGCACCACUGCAGUAGUGUUAUCAGAGACACUAAAACUCUUUACGUGUGUAGUCAUAUUAUUUAUAUCUGAGAAAAAAGGGCUGAUAGAGUUCACUGCUUAUCUUUUUCAAAGUGUCAUUGUAAAUUGGAGGGACACUUUGAAGCUCUCUGUACCUGCUCUAGUCUACAUGGUACAGAAUAACCUCCAGUAUAUUGCUGUCUCAAAUCUUGAUCCUGCAGUAUUUCAGGUAACUUAUCAGCUCAAGAUUUUAACAACAGCUGUUUUCUCUGUCAUAAUGCUACAAAAGACUCUGACUAGAACCCAAUGGGGGUCCUUGUUCCUCCUCUUUAUUGGCGUUACUCUCGUCCAGCUGAAACUAGCCUCGUCAAAUGAAUCUGAGAACGAAAACAAUAGUCAAAUCGUCGGUCUACUUGCCGUCAUUGUAUCAUGUCUUUCCUCAGGUUUUGCUGGAGUCUAUGUAGAAAAGAUGAUCAAAGGAGGCGGGGCUUCACUGUGGAUGCGUAACAUCCAGUUAAGUUUAUUUGGGUCUCUCACGGCAGUCCUUGGUAUGCUGAUGAAUGACGGAGGUGCUGUUAUGAGUCUUGGGUUUUUUUACGGCUAUAACUUUUUAGUAUUUUUUGUUGUUUUCCAGCAAGCCCUUGGUGGCCUCAUUGUAUCGGUAGUUAUGAAAUACGCUGAUAAUAUACUGAAGGGUUUCUCCACAUCUCUCUCUAUCAUCAUUUCUUGUGUUGUGUCCGUUUUCGUUUUCUCUUUCGUCAUUUCUACGUAUUUUGUGAUUGGUUGUUCCUUGGUCCUCAUAGCUAUAUAUCUUUAUGGUCGGUAUCAACCAACGAGUCCAUCCCUCCCUCAAAUAGUAUCAUCUCCUAGCGCCCCUAACGUAGCAGCUGGAAACUGAUUACUAUUACCAUUAUUAAUAUUAAUUUUAUUGUUAUUGUAUAUAAGUAGAAAUUCUACUUCCUGGCAAGUUCCUGCGA